Molecule: messenger RNA, 5497 nt
Organism: Magallana angulata
Lineage: Eukaryota; Metazoa; Mollusca; Bivalvia; Ostreida; Ostreidae
Product: neuronal acetylcholine receptor subunit alpha-6-like
Exons: 2
Coding region: 3318-4541 (407 amino acids)
Biological process (GO): signal transduction; nervous system process; regulation of membrane potential
Cellular component (GO): membrane; neuron projection; synapse
Molecular function (GO): extracellular ligand-gated monoatomic ion channel activity; transmembrane signaling receptor activity; neurotransmitter receptor activity
Source: RefSeq, a predicted model, not a curated record
UAACAACAAAAGCACCAACGGCAUUCGAAUUAUUUUAAUAAGGCGAUUCUUUCAUUGAAGUUUUAUUCAUAACUGAAACCACACUAAUAAUUUUCAUAAUAUAGAUGAAAACAGAUUUUCCAAAAUUGUCUUUUUUGCGAACUUUUUUUUACACAACCUGGGCAAAAACACUCUGGGUCAAACUGUAUCGGGAAAAAAUUCAUACAGGGCGAUCAAAAACACUUAGAUUUGCAAAGUGCACUGUAAACUACAUGUAGAAAUCACUAGUAUUAUUCUUAAUCUUUUGUAGGACAAUUCAUCAAAGUCAACUAAUAAGCAUUUUAUAACCAUUAUAUAAGAGUAAAUACAUAGCACAGAGAAAGAUUUAGGUCACCAUCAUACGUGCAGUUCUAGUUAUGAAGUGAACAUAUAUAUUCAUACAUAUGUGAAUUACAAAAUACUUCAUUAUUAAAUACAUUUCUUUGGACAAAUAUACAAAUAAAGAACUAGCAAUUUAAUUAUCGUUGAUGAAUGUGUAUCGUGAAAAUUUAUGAUUGUGAGUUCCAGUAAUUUACAACAAAUUCUGUUAAUGUUUUAAAACAUAUCGAUGCGAAAUAGAUACAUUUCUAGAUAAUCUAAUUAGUAUAACACGUGAUACAAGAUAACAUAAGAAUAGAAUAUUUUUUCAUAAUAAAUGUUGAAAUGCAAUAAAAUUUAAAUUGACACGGUCAGAAAGUGUGACAAGGCUGCAUGAAGGCCUUAAUAUAACAUCACACACAAGAUUUUCCUUGUGCAGUAGUGAUUUUGCAUAUGUAAUGCUAUUGUUAUUCAGCCUCAUUAAAAUUUUAUCUGGUUGCGUGUGAUGUAUAGAUAAAAGUAUAAGUACACAUAUUUUUUGCAGUGCAUGUUUACAUCUUUAGAAUGUUACUUAGUACAUACGAAGUAAAGGCAUGCUUAAAAUGUUAUCGUCAAUUUUGGCGGAAGUUUGGGGAUCGUUAAAUUCAGAAAGAUUUAACUAAGGUAUGAUACAUUUGCCUUUCUAUACAUUUUAUUCUUUCUUCUGAUAUAAUUAGAUAUAACAAAGUAAAACGACACAUUUUGAAAAAUACGAGUAUUGAAUAUUUAAAUCUUUCUAAACAUAAAAUUUGGCAAUGUGAACAAAUCGGCACUCCAUCAUCUACCUCUGACUUUUUAGAAUAUGCAUAUUUCUUUAUUGAAAGCAGUGAUACAGUUUGUCUCGUAAUUAAGUGUUUUCAGUAAUUAGUUUAUAAUCAUAUUGUUAACAAAAAUAAACGAUAUGUAGUGCUUUCAUCUAUUGAUGAAAUCAGAUGGAUGAUCUUUACUUUAAUUAACACAAUCAUUAUGCAUGUAAUCACAUUGUAUACUUUUAGUACUAUCUUCUAGUAAAUCAUACAAAUAAUCAUUUAGUAAGAGCAUGUACGGAUAACCUUCUUCUAGAAUAGUUUGAUGUUGCUAGGAUACAGAUUUUCAGAUAAAUGAUAUAAUUGACUGAUUUUGAAUGAGCACUCUGAAUACUUCUGAUUCCCCCCUCCCCAGUUUUGCUUUUAAAAGCGCGAUGAAGACUAUUUCAUGGAUUAAGUUUUUUCAUUUUGGAACAAACAUUUUUUGUUAUUGAAUAAUAGUCUAAAUUCGGUGCUGUUUAAAACAACUAUGUGAUCUAUUUUUUUUUGUUUCUCAAAGGAAGAGUUAAAUCAUACAUUCUACCUUUUGCCCAUUUUCUUUUCCUUGUUUUCCUUAAUCAUUCAGGUUGUAUAAUGCAAUAUAUAAAUGGGUUUUUCAACAAGUAUUUUAUAAAAUAAAUAAUUCAAAAAAUAAAAAAAACAACAUAUUUUCUUACUAUGAUAGAGUUAUAAACUCUGCACACUUUCUUGCAAACUGACAAAUAAGCAUUUAAAUAAAAAAAAUGUUUUGAAAAAACAUGAAAUGAUUGUUCCUUAAAAAUUAAAAAAAAAAUUAAUAACAUACAAUUUUUGCUAUUCUUUUUUUUUUUUUAGGUCAAUACGAUGAUUUAGCUAAAGUACAAUAUUUAAGGAGCCGGAGGCGAGGUGAAUAUUGUACUUAAAGGGUAGCUAAUUCAUCGUAUUGAUCGAAAAAAACCCAGCAAUAAUUAUUUUAUUAUAUGAUUCAGCAACAAAAUGAUGCAGACAUAUCAAAUUGAAUGUUAUCAAGCGAAGCUUUUAGUUUGAGGCCAUAGCAGAACAAAUUGAGAAACGCGUUAUUUCAUUGGAUCGUCUAUUUUUGGUACAAUGAAGAGAAAAUCAAAUGUUAUAUUGACCUCCUAGGUCAAGUAGGUGAAUAUUAUACAAUUAUUGCUGUUUUUGAGGUAAAUACGAUGAUUUAGCUACCCUAGAAGUAUAAUAUUUACUGAGCUAGACUCGAGGUGAAUAUUGUACUUCGAGGGUAGCUUAAUCAUCGUAUUGAUAGAAAAACAGCAAUAAUUAUUUAAUUAUAUGAUUCAGCGACGAAUUCAUACAGACAAAUAUCAAAUUGAGUGUUAUCAAGCAAUGUUUUAGUUUGAAGCCAUUGCCAAACAAAUUGAGAAACGCUAUGUUUCAUUGGACGAUCUAUUUUUAGUCCAAUGUUGAGAAAUCAAAUGUUAUAUUGACCUCUUAGGUCACGUACAAGUGAUUAUAACGUUCUGGGUUUUUUCAAGAUAGUUGAAUCUGAGCCAAUCAAAAAGCUAGGAAUUAAUAUAUAAGAAAAAGUGUUAUUUUUUCUAGAUAGUUGGAUAUGAACCAAUUAGAGAGCUAGGAAUUAUUCAAUCAUGUAAUAAAAUAAUAUAUUAUAGGUAUUUGUUUUGGACAACAUUAAAAACUCUCUUAAGAAACUUUUAAAAGGUAAUUCUAACAGCCGAUAUCAGAUACAUGACAUUUUUAAAACGAUUUGAAAUUUCAAAACAACGCGUAAAGAAGCAUUUUUCGUUAUCGGUUGCUUUUAAACUCAAGUGGUUUUUUUUAAUUUUAUAGUCUGGUCCAAAAUUAAAAUGAAUAUAAACGUUUAAUACUGGCAUUUUAGUAGCGAUUUAAAUGUGCAGUGACCUUUCAAUGAUACAUUUAAUUCUUGAUUAUGAUUUUUACCAAUUACCACUGCUAAAUAGUGUGUACACAAACUGUUGACUAAAUUGUACAUUCCGUAAUUUUCUUCUCUAAUUGUCUUUGACGAAUAAUCACAUAUCCAUGCAUUACAUUCCCACCUUACGCAGAUUACUAUUUAAUUUGUAGUUUCCAUUUUUUAGCUUCAAACAGAGCUUAUGCUGUCUAACAGUUUUUAGAUCCAAACCUUCUGCUGCAUAAACUACAUGUAUUUAGUGUCGAACUAUGGCUGCAGUUUCAACUGUCCUUGCUGUGUGUUUUUUCGGAGGGGUCAAUAGCCAGACACCAGUGCAAGUUAAGAGUCUUGUAGACAAUCUUCUCUCUAAAUACGACAAGCGAAUUCGUCCGGUGGAGAACCAGGCUCUUUCUGUGACUCUAGACGUGAGUUUUAGCCUAAUUAGCAUCAUAGGGGUGGAUGAAGUAAACGAAAAACUGGAGACGUCCGGUCAUUUGACCAUACUAUGGAUAGACUCCCUUCUUAAAUGGGAUCCGGCCAGUAAUAACGGUAUUUCCACGAUAUUUCUGCCUCAGAACGACAUUUGGAAACCAGACAUAGUGCUGGGAAAUGGUAUCAGAAAAUUUGAAGAAUUUGGGGGCAGUUUUUACAAUGUUGAAGUUGACAAUUUUGGUGACGUUUUGUGGAAACCUUUCCAAGUCUUUGAAACACAAUGUAGUAUCUAUACCACAUACUUUCCCUACGACAGAGAAGUUUGUGAGAUUGUCUUCGUGGUUUGGAGUUACACGAUCGCCGAAGUUGAGAUUUCAAGAUCCACGGAUGGAAUUAACCUGAACGAAUACAAAGAAAGUGGCGUCUGGGAAAUCACACGAACCGAUGUUAAAAUAAGCAAAGAGUCCCUUGAAUCCAAGGUAACAUUUUCAAUUCACAUCAAGAGGAAGCCCUUUUAUUAUGUAUUCAACAUCAUGAUUCCAAUUCUUUUUCUGGGAAUGCUCACCAUUUUAGUUUUCGCUCUGCCCGGAGAUGCCGGAGAAAAGAUGUCAUAUGCAAUGACCGUGUUUCUAUCUUUCGCUGUCUUUCUGACCAUUAUCAACACCCUGCUUCCAGUAAGCUCGGAAACAACACCUGUUCUUAGCAUAUACCUUCUUAUGCAGAUGACGAUGGGCUUUCUUGUUUUGUUCAUCACAGCUUUACAAAUACGCUUGCAUCACCGAGACACGUCAGUUCCAAUAUCUAAACCCUUUCGGUUUAUGGUUCGCCUCAUGCAUUACUUUCACUGCCGCAAAUCUUGUAAAAUAUCCCCCGCGAAAAACAAGGACAGUGAAGAGAGAGAUAACUUUGAUUCAGUGGAGGAAACCUCUCAAGAGGAGGAAAACAGACCCGAAUGGAAGGAUGUAACGUCCGCAAUCGAUUUCCUGGCAUUUUGGAGUUUCUUUCUUCUUUAUCUGUGUCUGACCGUGUAUCUGUUUGCAACAAUCAUCAGAGGAAGCUGAGGGGGAAAAGAUGACAAAAAAGUUUAAAUACUAAUAUACAUUUUUUGAAUUAAUAUUUUCUCCACUUUAUAUCAAUGAACUCUUUUGGACAUUUGUAUUUUGUUUAUUGAUUGGGAGUGCUAAUAAUAGAUAAAAAUAUGGAUUAACAUAUUAUUUCUCAAUUGAUAUUGUAAUCAACAGACAAAUGAAACACAUUAAUUUACUUAUAUGCUGAAUGUACACGUAAUUUAUUUUAGAUCGAUCCAUAAUCAAAUAAGAAAUGUAUGCUUCCUUCAUUGCAAUGUUUAGUUUAAAAAAUAGCAUAAAAUUAUUUGGAAGCUUUAUAAUAAGAAUACAAGUAUUCAUGCAUUUAGAUUUUGAAUGAACUGGUCGAUAUAUACAUGUACCUCAAUCAAUCGACCCAUGCAAAGAAACUAGUAAGGUAAAGCGUUUUAGAGCAGCAUUAAAGAGUCUCCAGUUGUUUAACAGUUGGCAAUGUAUUCAUAAUGUUUUGUCAUGCACCAUAUCUAAAACUACUUUCAUCGUCUUUGUCAGUUUUUAAUUGAUUAUCAAAUAAUUCUGAAUAAAUAUGAUAAAUUUGGAAACACAAGAGUGUCUUAAAAUGUAAACUUUUAACCCCUACCUUUCUAGCGGUGGGAGCAUGAAGACAUCAAACAAAAAUUACUUCAUACGGAUUUUAUCUUUGCAAUUUUUUUGAGUAGCCUAAUGUUAAAAGGGUAAUAAGUGUACUUUCAAGGUAAACAUUCAUCCUUGAAAAGAAUUAGCUGGACAGAAACAACUAUAACCAAAAUGUCUUCUUAUUUUUAGUUUCCACAUCUUUUAACCAUAAACUCCUAUGUUUAUUCAAGUGUACAGUACGUUAGCAUACAUUAGCAAUCGAUUUAUAAAAAGAGGAUUGUUAUUAAAGACGACGAUGACAAAGGACAAACAAGUAAAAGCCCAAAUCACACUUACUA